Molecule: messenger RNA, 369 nt
Organism: Haemonchus placei
Lineage: Eukaryota; Metazoa; Nematoda; Chromadorea; Rhabditida; Trichostrongylidae
Source: the annotation of a GenBank genome assembly
AUGACAGAACGUCAUGAGUUAGAGAUCAAUAUGGCAAACUUGCAACAAGCUUUGGACAACUAUAUCGAAGCGGCCGGCGAGCUCCAGCCACCACCAGAUGAAAACCAGAUGACCAAAAUCGAGCAGGACAUUGAUAGCGCCCAAGCCACACACCUAAGAGGUCAGAAUCGGCUGACCGAGCUCUGUCUCAUCUUAGAGCAAAAUGCGGAUGCACCAAUGUCUUCCCCUAUCUCGGAAGAAACGGUCAAACCACGUCUCGCACCACUCCACAUCCCCAGAUUCGACGGGCGACUGUGGAAGUGGGAUCCUUUUGGGGAGUUUUCGAAGCCGUUGUCCACUGAAGGAAUCUCAGCAAGACAGAGAAGCUGA